ACAACAGCUUUCAUGUUUCUUCUGUAUCUUAGGGCACAGAGGGCGUUUAAAGGUUCUCACCAAAGCUUCGGCUAGCAGAUCGGAACGAGGAGGCUUCUCAGGAAAAACACUCUGGACUGGUUAUAAGGCAGCAAUACCCUGAUUUCAAGAGCUCAGAGAUCUGCAGAGGAAAGCAAAAUAAUUCAAGCAACAGAGAUGAUGCUGAGGCUGAGGAGAGCCCUGUGGCUGGUUCUGAGCAUGCUCAGUCUGUCCCUGCUGCUGGUGGUGCUGGGAACCUACACGACCACCCGUACAGAAAGCCUGGAGGUGGCUGGUUAUCUCUCUGGAGUUAUUCUGACUGUUGGCUCGUUCCUUGGACUUUUAGGACUCCUCCUAGAAGAGAACCGCAGGCAGAUGCUUACAGCCGCCAUUGUAUUCCUGAGCUUUGGGAUCAUCGCCUCCUUUUUAUGCCUGAUGAUUGAUGGUGUUUGUAUCCUCUUAAACAUGGACAUGCGUCCUCUUAAAGCAGGGAGGUGUCAGUAUUACAGCAGCGGUUAUAUCUAUGAGAACUCCUACAUUGCAGUGCCAUGUUGGACUCUGAGGGACUCUUGUACCAUGACUGUUCAAAGCGGAACCUGUUACUGCUGUGACCUGUACGACUGCGCCAAUGGAGACUAUAUGAAUAAUUACUUUGAGUUUGUUGGAGUACAAAGCUGUGAGGAAGUUUUCACGCUGUACAUUUUGAUCUGGACCCUCACCGGCCUGAACCUCAUGGCGUUUUUCACGGGGAUCCUGACUGCUGCCGUGCUCGGAAACAUCAAGUCCUUGAGGAGUACCGACCUGACGACAGCUGCUCCUGGCAGGACCUCCUCCUGCCCUUCAGCUCCUCUGCUGAUGGACGCCAGGAACCACACAGCUCAGCAACUUCCUCCCGGAAUGUCGGAUUGUUUCCCUCGUGGAGAACCAAGAGCUUUCCCACAGGUUUUCCUCCAUCAGUGACUCGGCACUCAGUCUAGACUGCCUCCCUUCAAACCGCUGCCCCAUCUCUGCUGCCUCAAAUAGUCCCCAGCAAUACUGCAUGACCUUUAGUAUCACCCCAAAAAUGCAUCAAGCAGAAGAAGACAGAAAAUUUGCAUCGCACCUGCAAAUUUAAAGGGAUCCCAGUGGUUAUUCCUGUUCAACUCAGCAGACUUUAGAGAAAUCUGAGCUUAAUCAGACUUUAUCUAGAGCUGUAUAUGUAUAGGACACCAUAGGACAUAGGACACCAACUGUUAUGUGAAGAUAAAAUCAUGCUCUUUCAUGAAGUUAGAAAAAUCCUUUUUGACGGUUUGAUAUUCAACCCUUGAAAUGUAUUCAAAUCAAUAGAACUUCAUUACAUUUUCUCAUGUUUAUAUUAAACAGGAAGUUACUGGCAUUUGAAAACUGUGAUAUGCAACAAUUCUGGGGUUUCUCUCCCCCAGUGUUGCACAUCGAUGCUCUGAAAGCCGAUGGUUUGGAAAUAACCCAAUUGUAACCAUGUAUUGGUUCAGAUUUGGACUGAACUAUCCCACGACUCAGGUCAAUUGAAGUUAGGUUUGUACAAAUUAGGGCUAAUGCUGACCCUAAAACACAAUAUUAAACUUUUUUUUCUAAGCAGAAAUAACGUUAGCUUUGGUCAUUAGGUGACAUCUGUUAAAAAGGCCUUUGAUGAAUUGGUUCAGUUUUAGCAUAAGCCAAUAGUUUGUAAAUAAAAAAAAAUCCUACAGCUUUUAAAAAGCUAGGAUUAACUUUCUACUGGCAGUAAUGUAUGUUUUUUUCAUAGUUAUGUCCGAUCAAAUCACAAUCCGAUCAACAAAGCUGUUUUUUGAGGAAUGUUGAGACUUUCCUUCAACGCAGAUAAUUGGGUGAAAAUUUUACCCCAAAUUUAAUUAAGGCUUUUCAACCUCUUAUCCUAUAUAAUUUAUUAAGGGCAGGAUUUAAUUUAAGAAUAUUAAAUCUUAACAUUUCUGACCUCAUUCUGACCUGGAGGAACAGCUCCUUUGAUCAUCUGUUCUUAGCAUUUUAUUCCAGAUUCCCCACGGGCAAACGAGCCGAACCACUUUCAAGUCAUCCUGAAAGAACCGAUGAACCCACUCACUAUCUCUGUCUUCUCACUCAUAACGAUUCAGCAGAUAGAGGAUGUGAUUGGAAUAAAAACAUGACAGAUCAUAGGCAGUGUUUCAUUUUCCUCCAUAGUUCAGUUGUGAUCAUUGUGCAGAUGUAAUUAGUUACAGACACACCAACCACAGGCUUCUAGGGAUUUAUCACGACUUCAUUAGUUUUUGUUCCCAUGUUUAUAGUAAUCAGUACUGGUUCUUUAUCACAUGCAUAGAUCACAUAUUUUUAUUAGGGAUCUAUUUUGGAGGAUUUUGUAUAAACCUAAAGUAUUUAUUGUGCUCUCUCAUUUUCUUUACAUGGUCUUGGAAAUAAUUUUCAAGGUUUAAAAGAAUUCCUAUUUGAGUUUGCCUUAAAGCUGUUCUUUUCAACUCUGUCGGCUCUAAUCAGCACACUUUAAACCUACAGAAAGUCCUAUUUUAUGUACUACAACUAUUAUUAUUACUAUUAUUUGACUUUAAUAAUAUGAAUCCAUGUUAUGUUUACAAAAUAUGACCAUGUUAUCCGCUUGACAAAAAUGGUGGUGGCAGCCUCAUCCUGUGGGACUGCUUUCUAAAAAUCCGUCAGAAUAAAUCUUUGAGAGGUUGCGAAAUAAUUAGAUAAAAUCCUGAAAAUCAAACUUGAAUGGGUUAGACUCAGUUAGUUAAGCAAGCACAAAUUCUCUUCUUUAUUCUCUUCAUACCAGUGAAGUCUAAUCAUACAGAGAGAUAGGAUUCAAUGACUGAGAUCUCAGACUGAGCCAUUAGGGUAAAGGUUAUGGAAGUGAUUGAGCAAACGUGUUGCAAAGGCACAAAGAAACAACUUCCUUUUUAAAAUAGAUGUUUUUAGCAGAGGCUUGUUCUGGGUUACAUUGCAGCAUAUUUAUGUGUAAGAAUGGACUUGUCAAAGUUAAGACUGAAACUCUUGGUGCAAAUACAGAAUUGAUACUCAGAGAUGCCGCCAUUUUGAAUGAGCUUGAGCUGCACUGCAAAGAAUAAUGGAGAAAUUUCCUUCUGGGGAGUUGCAGCUGUGACUGUAGGUCGAGGUCGAUUUUCUGCCGUUAACUCAGCAGUGCUGAACAUUUUAGUUGUAGAAAUCAUUCAGGAGCUCAAUGUGUCUGUUUCCAUUAUAAUUUCAGAACCAAGGUGUCUUGGUUCUGUUAAACUUCUUUAAUUUUUCAGUUUCACAUUAAAUCAUGUUUUUCUUUUUUUCUAUUUUUCUUGCUUUAACUCCUCUUUGGUGUGUUUUCUGGGUGUAUUUGCAUUCUUAGGUUUUUCUUUGUUGCCCUCUUGUGUUUGUCUCCUUUCCCCUAGCUCCUUUCUAGAAGCCUCUGUUCACACCUGCUCCCAAUCAGGUCGUUAGU
This is a messenger RNA of Cyprinodon tularosa, 3454 nucleotides long. RefSeq names its product transmembrane protein 255B. The transcript is spliced from 9 exons. The coding region runs from base 196 to 978 and encodes 260 amino acids. Lineage: Eukaryota; Metazoa; Chordata; Actinopteri; Cyprinodontiformes; Cyprinodontidae. The record is from RefSeq and is a predicted model, not a curated record.